Molecule: messenger RNA, 333 nt
Organism: Hyaloscypha bicolor E
Lineage: Eukaryota; Fungi; Ascomycota; Leotiomycetes; Helotiales; Hyaloscyphaceae
Product: ankyrin
Exons: 1
Molecular function (GO): protein binding
Source: RefSeq, a predicted model, not a curated record
GAUGGUGAGACCCCUCUAUAUCGCGCGGCCGAGGCGGGGCACGAAGUUGCAGUAAAGAUUCUCCUCGAGAAAGGCGCGGACGCCGAGCCAAAUAGCCCGCUCACCCAGUCUCCGUUGUCGCACGCCGUCAAAAAUGGCAAGCUGCAUAUGGCUAAAAUGCUUCUCGACAAGGGCGCCGCACUGGAGUCCAAGAAUAAGUAUUAUGAUCAGACGCCAUUGUCCAUCGCGGCCAAUGAGGGCUACGAGGCUAUAAUCAAGCUGCUCCUCGAGAGGGGUGCCGAGUUAGAAACCAAGGAUUCUUACGGUCGAACUCCCCUCUUUUUAGCGGCGGAG